This is a messenger RNA of Pseudogymnoascus destructans, 495 nucleotides long. RefSeq lists its product as uncharacterized. The transcript has 2 exons. The record is from RefSeq and is a predicted model, not a curated record. The coding region runs from base 1 to 495 and encodes 164 amino acids. Lineage: Eukaryota; Fungi; Ascomycota; Leotiomycetes; Thelebolales; Thelebolaceae.
AUGGAGAUAGACGUCCCCCCUGACUCUACAAUCCAAGAUCUCAUACACUUUGUAGAACAAGACGGUACAGCGACUGAAUGCCUAGACCAGUUACCAGAAUCUACUGGAGUAUUUCAACUCUGGGUUGAUUCCGGCGACCCAAAAUCUUUUGUUAAACAACAAGUCAUAGAGCUCAAAGAUAAAGGAAAGAGAACUUGUGACAAAAAUAAGAGACAUAUAGCAGCUGACGAAUGCUAUAAAGUGGCGACUAUGGCAGGCAAUAACAAUACGCUUUUUGUAAUCUCGGAAAUAAAGCCUGAGGACGACGAACAAUGGCGCGAACAACUUGAAACAUCAGUUAUGGGUGGGGUGGAAUUCGAACGUGAGGAAAUCAAGCCAGAGGAACAAGCCCGUCUAGAUUUAUACAGCGUUCCCUCUAUACCUACCGAAGAGAUAAAGUUAGAGAAUAGCUCCCAGCCAGCUUUACACAACACUCCUACAUACGAAUCUACAUAA